Messenger RNA from Carlito syrichta (Philippine tarsier), 627 nucleotides. Its product is annotated as 60S ribosomal protein L10-like. The record is from RefSeq and is a predicted model, not a curated record. Gene Ontology annotation, molecular function: structural constituent of ribosome. Gene Ontology annotation, biological process: translation; ribosomal large subunit assembly. The transcript is spliced from 3 exons. NCBI's taxonomy places the organism in Eukaryota, Metazoa, Chordata, Mammalia, Primates, Tarsiidae. Bases 1 to 627 code for a protein of 208 amino acids. Gene Ontology annotation, cellular component: ribosome; cytosolic large ribosomal subunit.
AUGCGGACGGACCCGAAGGCUUCAGGAGGGCGGGUGCUGACGCAUUUCCAUCGGGACCAUGCCUCUCUGGGGGACCCCUCCUCCUCGGCCUCCCCAAGCCCCACUUAUGCUUGGCGCUUCAGUGUCACCUCGAGAGUCCUUCUCCCACCCUCGGGCUCCCCGGGUCCAGCUCUACUGUGGUGUUUGAGACCCUUGCCUAGAAGAGGGACGGACAUCUUAGCUGGACAACACUGCAUGUGGCCGGUCAGUGAGGGGCUUCCCAAGGGCAGGGAUCUGAACUGGGGCCUAAAGCAGGGUUCGUGGCGUAGGCUCCAGACAGGAACGCGAGGUGCCUUUGGGAAGCCCCAGCGCACUGUGGCCAGGGUGCACACUGGCCAAGUCAUCAUGUCAACCCGUACCAAGCUGCAGAACAAGGAGCAUGUGAUUGAGGCCCUACACAGGGCCAAGUUCAAGUUCCCUGGCUGCCAGAAGAUCCAUAUCAUCUCAAAGAAGUGGGGCUUCAGCAAGUUUAACACAGAUGAAUUUGAAGACUUAGUGGCUGAGAACCAGCUCAUUCCAGAUGGCUGUAGGGUCAAAUACAUUCCCAAUCGCGGCUGCCUGGACAAAUGGCGGGCCCUGCACUCAUGA